UGGUAAGGUUGCUCAUGGUUAGGGUUGGUGAUUUAGGUUCCUCUUAAGUGGAACUUGCACCAGUUCAGCACGAGGGCUACCUGGCUCACAAGGUACAGUAUCUUCUAGAAACUGGACAAGAAUGGGCCAGAGUUGGGGACUAAAGAAGUCACCAUGAGGUUUCCCAGUUUGGAUAACAGAGUCUUGGUUAGGCCCAAGCAGUGUAAGCAGGGAGGAUCUAUCUCCAUACAGGGUUUUCACAGAUCUGUCUUUGACUUAUUGAGCUUCCUGCUGUGCUCCCAAACUGUAAUAUCCUAACCUUGGCAGACCCCAUCUGCCACCCCUCCAGCAGGUCUCUGCUCCCACAGACCUACUUUAAAGCCCUAGGACAAUUCCUGGCUCUGCUCUGCCUAUUUGGGUUUCCAGGCCAUGUAUUUUGAUGCUGUUUGAGGGCUCUAGAGACCCCUGCAGGGUGCUGUUAACUAUGCCUUCUUGCCCAGUGGCCAGCCUCUGUGCUCUGUCCCCCCUUCCCUACUGGAGAUGUCGCUCUUUUGUUGCUGCUGCUCCCUGCCCUCCCCAACCAAGGGUUGCUUGCCAGGAGGCUGGGUCACACAGCCGUGCACGUGAGCCAAGCCCUCAGGAGGAGAGGCUUGGUGUGGAGCCCUUCCCCUGCCACGUGCCAGAGGAGGGGAGGGACUGCAGAAGGAGCAGCCAGCUUUUGUCUGGGCAAAUGGGGGCAGCAGAGGGAGAACAAACCGGGAAAUGAACUCACUCAGACAGGCAGCCUUUGCAUAAGCUCCUUCUCAGGCAGCAAGAGCUGAGGAAUCUGGCUGCCAACCACCCAGCUUUAUACAGAGGCAUGUGGCUCUUUUCUUCAGCCCUCUUGCCUUUCCUUCUUGCUUGUAGAAAGCUCUUGGCACGCUGCAGAACUCUUUAUGUUGUUGUUGUUUAGCACACUCCCAGGCUCUGACUUGGGGAGCAUCAGCUGCCCCCCACAACUCUGCUCUAGUAAACUAGCUAGGGCUAUCAGGAGGGUGAGCCUCCAAGAGAGGAGCAUGGCACAGCCCACACCGCACAUCCCUCAGCGGUUCGAAAUGGGGUGGAGAGAGGCCCUUGGUGUGGUCAAAAAGGUUCCCAGAAGGCCCAUGGGGGAUUUUUCUGUCUGAUUAGAGAGAUACGGUCAGUCUCUGUCUCUAGGCGUCUCCACGUGGACACCAGGGAACCUGGAAUUGAGUCCCAGCUCUGGCCCUGCCUUGCUCCAUUACCUGAGGCACCUGUUCCAGCUCUCUGGGCUUCAUUUUCCCUCUCGAAUCAUCGAACUGAAUGGGCAGAAACCACCCCUUACCUACAAGCGCUUUCAGGCUAUCAUCAGCCGCAUGGAGCUGCCCAAGAAGCCAGUGGGAGCUGUGAGCAGCCAGCAGAUGGAGAGCUGCAAGGCAGAGAUCCAGGAGAACCAUGAUGACACCUAUGGAGUGCCUUCCCUAGAGGAACUGGGGUUCCCCACAGAAGGACUUGGCCCAGCAGUCUGGCAAGGAGGAGAGACAGAAGCUCUGGCCCGCCUGGAUAAGCACUUGGAACGAAAGGCCUGGGUUGCCAACUAUGAGAGACCUCGGAUGAAUGCCAAUUCCUUGCUGGCCAGCCCCACGGGCCUCAGCCCCUACCUGCGCUUUGGAUGCCUUUCCUGCCGCCUCUUCUACUACCGCCUGUGGGACUUGUAUAAGAAGGUGAAGAGGAACAGCACACCCCCCCUCUCCUUAUUCGGACAACUCCUGUGGCGAGAGUUUUUCUACACAGCGGCCACCAACAACCCCAGGUUUGACCGAAUGGAGGGGAACCCCAUCUGCAUCCAGAUCCCCUGGGACCGCAACCCCGAAGCCCUGGCCAAGUGGGCCGAGGGCAAGACAGGCUUCCCUUGGAUUGACGCCAUCAUGACCCAACUGAGGCAGGAGGGCUGGAUCCACCACCUGGCCCGGCACGCCGUGGCCUGCUUCCUCACCCGCGGGGACCUCUGGGUCAGCUGGGAGAGCGGGGUCCGGGUGUUUGACGAGCUGCUCCUGGACGCAGAUUUCAGCGUGAAUGCGGGAAGCUGGAUGUGGCUGUCCUGCAGCGCUUUCUUCCAACAGUUCUUCCACUGUUACUGCCCUGUGGGCUUCGGUCGACGCACAGACCCCAGCGGGGACUAUAUUCGGCGAUACCUGCCCAAAUUGAAAGGGUUCCCCUCUCGCUACAUCUAUGAGCCCUGGAAUGCCCCAGAGUCGGUUCAGAAGGCUGCCAAGUGCAUCAUUGGUGUGGACUACCCACGGCCCAUUGUCAACCAUGCAGAGACUAGUCGGCUCAACAUUGAGCGGAUGAAGCAGAUUUACCAGCAGCUCUCACGAUACCGGGGACUCUGUCUGCUAGCAUCUGUCCCUUCCUGUGUGGAAGACCUCAGUCACCCUGUGGCAGAGCCCAGUUCUAGCCAGGCUGGGAGCAUCAGCAAUACGGGCCCCAGACCAUUAUCUAGUGGACCAGCUUCCCCCAAACGCAAGCUGGAAGCAGCUGAGGAGCCUCCUGGUGAAGAACUAAGCAAGCGUGCGAGGGUGACAGAGAUGCCUGCCCAAGAGCCAGCGAGCAAGGAUGCCUGAGACUGGAAAGCCAUUGCUCCGAGAGCAGAGCCCAGGUGCCUGAGCUGCCACGGCCACAGAGCGAAACCUACAGAGAAGCCAGUCACCAACAGACAGCGAGCAAGAGUGUGUGUAUGUGUGUGUGUGUGCACGCAGGUGUGCUUGUGUGUGCGUGCACGCGGCGUAGUGUGCCAUUUGCGUGUGCAUGCAUCUGUUUACACUCUGGGCUGGAGAUGUCCAGGGAUCAUGCCUCCUAACCAGGGCUGCUUCCUGACCUCCAGACACAAGACCCAAAGCUGUCCCUGGGAGUCCCCUUCCUUGUCCUAGUAGGGUGAUAGGGCCCUAGCUCAAAUUCUGGUCUCUGCCUCCCCAGACAACUCUUCCUCCCUCGUAUCUCCAGACAGGGAGGUAGAGGGCCACAGCUUUUGACUCUCAUCUGAAGCAUGAAGUUCCAGAAGCAGCCAGAGUCCUGCUGACUUAGUUCCCACUUUCUGACACUAGAACCUGAGCAGCUGGAGUAGCUGCUUCCCAUACUGACUUAAACAGUUGGACAGUCUUCUUUUAAAAUCCCAUGUUACUGGCAGGGCAGGCCCUGGGUGUCUAACACUGCAGACUGGCUGGCGUGUUGUGUGCCCAAUCCUGCCUAUGCCAGCCUCAGAUGGCAUUAUCUGUCUCUGUAGGACCUUCUAGAAGUCAAGUGAGGCAUAGACCCCAAGUCUUCUAGCCCUUCCCUAACAGCUAGGGUCCAGUCUCGGCCUCCCAGGAGCUGUGGAUGAGCCAGGGUCUGAGCUGGUGGAGGAAACCAGGACCCAUGGCUUAGGGGCUCCUGGCUCCUCAGGCCACACUCCUAGGCAUGAAAUGCUCCAGCAAGUACUGCUGACACCAGCCAGGCAAGCUGGCCAGUCUGUGCUCUACAGGCUUCCGCCCCCCACCCCACUCGCCCUGCACUAGGUGACACCCACACAGCCCUGUCAGUGCUCCAGGACUGGGCCUCAAGGGACCCAGAGGGACUGCCUGGGGUGGGGCACUACCUGGGGCGGUUGGCAACAGGUCAGGCAGAGAUCACACCUGGCACACCAUCCCCUUCCAGGGCAGCAGGGGAAGAUUUGGCUCAGAGAAGCCAAGCCUGCUUUCCAGGGAGUCCCUUCCCCCUCCCACUGCAGCGUCCUGUGGAGAAAGAAGUUGUGAAAAGAAGGAUCUGAGUGCAACUGAGCAAGUCUUCCUUCCACCCCAUGGCCUGCACUUGAGCCGUGUGUGUGUGUGUGUGUGUGUGUGUGUGUGUGUGUGUGUAUGUGUGUUCCUGUUGGGGUUUUUGUUCUCACAUGUAACAUUAAGCUGGCCUCUGGGCCUUUUCCUCUCUACCUCCCCUGUGACCUUUCCUAGCCUCAGAGUUGUUAAUGCCCUUGGCCCUGACCUUCACUGUGUCAGACAAGAACCCAAGAACCCUGGGGUCAGGUCCCCUCUCCUCCAGCUGUCCAGCACAUCUGACAGGCUUCUUUUUGAGAUGGCCUCAGGUUUUCUCAGCAGAGAGCUGCCUUUAGUCCAACUGUUCAUGUCCAUCGUUCUGAUUAGAAGCAUCCUGUGACCAUGUGGAAGAAUGGGGCACUGGUGAUAUGUGUUCAGGGCUCUGGGCUGUGGCCUCCCUGCUCCUUAGCCCCAGGCCAAGAGGAAAGAGCCAAGGGAUCUUGCUAGAGGAAAAGCAAGGCAAGCCUGGAGAACUGGUCUGAAGAGGAUCAAAGGCUAGGUCUGGAUCCAGUAUUUAUUUCGCAACACCUUCAGCUAUGGGGGCAAUGCCCUUCUCUGCUUUUUUGAUGAUGGCUCUCUUCCCAAGGUACAAGUUGGCAAGAUCACCUGCCCUUCCAUCUCCUUGACAUGCUGGCUCAUUCCCAGGACAGCCUUCCAAUGAAUGAAAUGGUCUACUCCCAGAGCUAUGUGAUGGAGUGGCCUGGGGGCUGGGGUGGCUUCAUGACUCCUUUUGCCUAGCCUGAGUGCCCUUGAGGGCUGUCACAGAACAGCGCCCCAUGUCCUGCUCCUGGGACGUAGCAUGGAGAAGAGAUGGUCGCAGGCAAGAAGCACUUUAUGGAGUUCCCUAUUCCUGGGAAGGUUGUGUUUUGCCCAAUUUGUCUGUGAACAUUUACUUGUUUUAUAAAUGUCUGAUCCUGUCUGAGUAAA
Molecule: messenger RNA, 4754 nt
Organism: Psammomys obesus (fat sand rat)
Lineage: Eukaryota; Metazoa; Chordata; Mammalia; Rodentia; Muridae
Gene: Cry2
Product: cryptochrome circadian regulator 2
Exons: 10
Coding region: 1356-2603 (415 amino acids)
Biological process (GO): entrainment of circadian clock by photoperiod; negative regulation of DNA-templated transcription; circadian regulation of gene expression
Cellular component (GO): nucleus; cytoplasm
Molecular function (GO): FAD binding; DNA binding
Source: RefSeq, a predicted model, not a curated record